Alternaria arborescens is the source of this 990-nucleotide messenger RNA. RefSeq lists its product as hypothetical. NCBI's taxonomy places the organism in Eukaryota, Fungi, Ascomycota, Dothideomycetes, Pleosporales, Pleosporaceae. The record is from RefSeq and is a predicted model, not a curated record. Bases 1 to 990 code for a protein of 329 amino acids. The transcript has a single exon.
AUGGAGCGACUCAGUGCAGACGGAAGCCUGUCCCACGAUUCAGCCAUCGGCACACCACAAAAAAUGGACUCUUCUCGAGUAUCAGACACCGUUCCUUCAGCAUUUCCUCCAUUAGCAGCACCGUCUACGCCCACGAACAGCAGCGUGCCUUCAGUACCUUCAAACGUAUCUUAUAUCACAGCACCUGAAUCACCAACUUCACGUAGUCGACAGACUGUUGAAGAAAACAACGUAGUACACAGAGUCCUCAGUCUACCCAGAGGAAGACGGACACCAUCACUAAGGAAUGCGCCAGAUUUGCGGUGGAAUCUAUCACAACCACCAAGGCUAAGUUUGGAUGAGCCGGGGAGUGUGGUGUCAGAAGACGAUGUGCCCGUUGAUAGGAGGGAGAACCAAAGAGCGAGGCUUAUUCCUUUGGUAGAGGGCCCAAGUCCUGCUGGAGAACGUCCGUGUUCUGACGAGGAGCGUCCGAUAACCCCUCUACUUCCCCCGACUCCAACUAGACAGGACGCUGCUCACGUCAACUUCUCCCGCCCCAACCCAGUCAGAAUCCGAGACGCAUUCGCUGAGUGUCAACCCCACCGUCUUAGUCCCCUCGACGAGUCCACAGACUUGCGUCCACGACGGUACCCGGGAGAAGGCGAAGGCCAUCCCGCCUACUCUCCACAGCCAUCCUACGGCUCCAUUUCCUCUCGGGUUACAUACAGCGGUGAAGACGAAGAUCCGUCGUUGAGCACAGCGCAGCUUGUCUCCGUGCAGAGGGUGACGCCCGAGGACACGGGGCGAGACGAGGAGGCUAUUGCAAACAGGCAGCUUGAGCCUCUCUUCGCGAGAACACCGCCGUUUGAGACACCAGAAGAGGAGAUGAUGCAUUUCUAUAGACGGCUGCGGCAGAGGGCCAACAAGCAAACCGCAUGGGAACGAAGACAUCCUUAUCGACAUGGGAUGAGAAAAGUAUGGCGCAAGGUCAAGGAUUUCUUUAAUUUUUGA